Messenger RNA from Insectozyma verbasci, 2292 nucleotides. The record is from the annotation of a GenBank genome assembly. Lineage: Eukaryota; Fungi; Ascomycota; Pichiomycetes; Serinales; Debaryomycetaceae.
AUGAUAAAGCUUGUUUCAAUUUUCUUGAUUUCUGUCUUGGCUUCUGCGGUUAAUGCUGGUCAUGAUGGUCCAAAACUGUUUAGUAGUUUUGAUAUAAGUAUGCAAGCGUGUACUAAAUAUAUUGCAAAAAAUAUGGAGGUUUGUCCAUCUGCUGGUAAACAUAGUUAUAGUUAUGAUUGUUACUGUCAUUUAGAUACUGGAUUUGGAACAAUUUCUGAUUGUUUUGUUACUGGAUACGAAAAUCAUACUGAUAUAAUUGAAGAAUUUACGAAACAAUGUAAUUUUACAUUAACUGAAUUUUAUAAUAAAUAUGAUAAGAUUCAACAAGAAUUUAAAAAGAAUCAUACUCAUUAUUACCAUCCAAAUAAAACAGCAGGUUCUGAAGGAAAAUCUGGAUCUGAUAAAUCUGGCCAUGGUGGAUCAAAAUCAAAAAGAGCAGAAGAAGGUCAUGGUGGUAAUGUUGCUGGUAAAGCCGCUGCUGGUGGUGGCCAUGGAGGUACGGGUGAAGAAGAGAUCAAAUUAUCUCCAGUUCCAUUAAGAUUAGAUUAUGGUGAUAAAUUCACACCAUAUAAAAAUGCUUAUAGAAUGUAUAAUAACAAUUUCAAUAUUUCAAUGGACUAUGGUGCUAUUUUAUUAGGUUAUUGGGGUUGUGUUUUAGUCAUUGCCAUGGUUUUCAAUUUCAAGAAUAAAAUGUUUCCUAAAUUACAAUUAUGUCCUAAAUUUAUUCAAAAACAUAUUACUAUCCCUGCUACUUUUAAAAAAUACAAGGCUUCACAAUUUUCAUUCGGUUUAGGAGGUUUUUUUGAUUGUUUAAUACCUACAAGAUUAGAAACUAUUAGUCUUGUUGUAUUUGUAUUAUUAACUGGAUUUUUAUCAGCUUUACAUAUUCAUCAUGUUGAUAAUAAUCCACAAUAUACUACUAGAAAUGCAGAAUUAGGUCAUAUAAUAGCUGAUAGAACUGGUAUUUUAUCAUGUUUUUUAAUUCCUUUGAUUAUUUUAUUUGGAGGUAGAAAUAAUGUUUUACAAUUUGUUACAAAUUGGGAUUAUGCAACUUUUAUAAUGUAUCAUAGAUGGAUUUCAAGAAUUACCAUAUUAUUAGUUAUAGUUCAUGCUAUUACAUUUUCUGUUUCUGAUAAAGCAACUGGUAAAUACAAGAAUAGAAUGCAAAAACCAUUUAUGAUAUGGGGUACAGUUGCAUGUAUUAGUGGUGGAUUUGUAUUAUUCCAAGCAAUGUUAUUCUUUAGAAGAAAAUGUUAUGAAGUAUUUUUGUUAAUUCAUAUUGUAUUGGUUGUUUUAUUUGUAGUUGGUGGUUGGUAUCAUUUAUACGAUAUGGGAUAUCAAAAUUUCAUGUGGGCUGCGAUUGCAAUUUGGGUAUUUGAUAGAGUAGUCAGAAUUUUAAGAAUUUGCUCAUUUGGUGUUAGAAAAGCUACAAUUUCAAUUGUUGGUGAUGAAACAUUAAAAGUUAUUGUAGAUAAACCAAAAUAUUGGAAAUCAAUACCUGGUGGUCAUGCAUUUGUACAUUUUAUAAAACCUACUAUAUUUUAUCAAUCUCAUCCAUUUACAUUUACUACACAUUAUGAAGAUACAGAUAAAAUUGUAUUUUAUGCAAAAGUUAAAAAUGGAGCAACGGCAAGAGUUCAUAAACAUUUGAUUAAUUGUCCUGGAAAUACAUCAACCAUAAGAGUUUUAAUUGAAGGUCCUUACGGUAAUCCAAGUGGUGCUGGUCGUCAAGUUAAAAAUAUUGUUUAUAUGGCUGGUGGUAAUGGUAUACCUGGUAUUUAUUCAGAAUUGGUAGACGUAGCAAGUAAGAAUGUUGAUAGAUCAAUUAAAUUAGUUUGGGUAAUUAGACAUUGGAAGUCUUUAUCUUGGUUUAUGGAAGAAUUAAAAGAAUUGAAUAAGUUUCAAAAUGUUGAAAGUUCAAUUUAUAUAACUAAACCAAAUGAUUAUUCAGGAAUAGAAUGUUUAAAUAACAAUAAUUCUGUUUCUUAUUCAGAUUCUGAAGAAAUGGAAGAAAAGAAAAUUGAUGAAAAAGAUUCUGCAUCUGUUCAUUCUACUCAAAUUUCAAUAAUUUCAAAUGUUAAAAAUGAAUUGAGUCAUAUGGAAUUUAUUGAAGGUAGACCAAAUAUAACAUCAAUCGUAAACGAUGAAAUUGUAAAUACUGAUGAUUCUUUGGCUUUUGUUACUUGCGGUGCACCAAUGAUGGUUGAUGAAUUAAGAUAUAAUGUUACUAAUUCAAUUGAUAAAUCAAAAUAUAAAAUUGAAUUUCAUGAACAAUUACAAACUUGGGCAUAA